Molecule: messenger RNA, 1947 nt
Organism: Malassezia vespertilionis
Lineage: Eukaryota; Fungi; Basidiomycota; Malasseziomycetes; Malasseziales; Malasseziaceae
Product: DNA helicase
Exons: 1
Coding region: 1-1947 (648 amino acids)
Molecular function (GO): DNA binding; 5'-3' DNA helicase activity; ATP hydrolysis activity
Source: RefSeq, a predicted model, not a curated record
AUGCGCCCCGGCGAUGUCGUAGCGCUGGAGGAAAAUGCACUGGAGAAAAAAGGCACCAAGGCGCGCCAGGAGCGCGGUGUGGUGUUCCGGGUCACGGACACCUUGAUGACGAUUGCGAUAGAUGAUGCACAAGGCAAAUCCAAAUCAGAAGAUGAUGUGCGCACGGAUUUUACGCUACCGCCAACGGUACGCGUAGUGAAACUAGUCAAUGAAGUCACCUAUACUCGGAUGGAGAAAUCGCUCGAUACGCUUGUUCAAGUUUUGGGAAUGGCGGAUCCCACGUCAGAACUAGGUGCGGCUGCAUCGUCUACUGUGCGAUCCUUGUUUGGCCUUCAUCCACCGACGUGGGAAAAGACGUCUAGAGAGCACGCCUUGCACAAUGCGCGACUUAACACGACCCAAAAAGACGCGCUUGAUUUUUGUAUGCGGGCACAGCAGUUUGCAUUGGUGCACGGCCCGCCGGGUACCGGCAAGACGACGCUGAUUGCAGAGCUCGUGGUCCAACUUGCAUGUGCGCAUCCCAACGCGCGGAUUUUGGUAUGCGGCGCUAGUAACUUGGCCGUAGACAAUUUGCUCGAACGCGUCUUGCUUACACACGGCUACAAGGAGCCAUUGAAUGCCGCAAACGCGUGUGUGACGCGUAUUGGGCACCCCGCUCGCGUCUUGCCAAGCCUGACGAACGCGACGCUGGACGUGCAAACGACGCAUUCGUCGGAAGGCAUGCUUGUGAGAGAAGUGGCGCAAGAAAUUGAGCAGCUCAUGUCGCAGCUUGCCGUUCACCGCGAUACUCCGCGUGCAGGCAAUAAAAGUGGGCGUACUGCUCCGCGCCCAAAAGGUGCCGAGCGCCGCAAAAUGUGGGAGCAAGUGCGCGAACUGCGCAAAGAGUAUCGGAAGCGCGAGCGUUCGCUCACCGGCACCAUUUUGCAGCGCGCACGGAUUGUCAUGGCAACAUGUCAUGGCGCAGGAAGCAGACAGUUGCAAAAUAUCGAGUUUGACUACGUUAUUAUUGACGAGGCUGCACAGGCUCUGGAAGCUGCGUGCUGGACCGCCAUUCUAAAACUGAAGAGCGACGGGAAGUUAUUUCUUGCUGGCGACCAUUUGCAAUUGCCACCGACAGUAAAGGCGCAAAACACGCGCAGCGAUUUAGCAGGACACCUCACGUCGCAGCUCAGCGUGCAGAUGGAAAAUGGCGGCGCACUGCGCCCUCCCAUGACGCUGGAAACGACGCUGUUUGACCGGUUGCUUGCCAUGUACGGUGAUGACGCAAAAGCACUGCUCCGUGUGCAGUACCGCAUGAACGACGAGAUCAUGGCGUUUCCCAACGAGGCUUUGUACGAGGGAAAGCUUUUGGCGGAUCCAAGCUGCAGUAGCAUCCGCUUGUGCGACAGCAAUACUGAGGAAAUGGACGCGGAGCUUUGGAAUGCACCCGUCGUAUUUUAUGACACUACUGGCACAGGGAUGUUUGACAAACUCGCCGAGGACGACGCGCAAGGAUCCCUGCUUCAGUCCAAGUCACGGUGCAACGAAAAUGAGGUUGUCCUCGUUGAGCGGCACAUUACUAUGCUGGUCGAACAUGGGAUAGAUCCAAGUUGGAUUGCCGUGCUCUCUCCUUACGCUUCACAGGUCGACUUGCUGAGCUCCCAACUUGGUCAAAAGUACGAGCAAGCGAUCGAAAUCGGCACCGUGGAUGGUAUGCAAGGUCGCGAGAAAGAAGUGGUGGUCAUCAGUCUGGUGCGAAGCAACGAGGAGCACGAUGUGGGAUUUCUGCAGGACAAGCGCCGUCUGAAUGUAGCCAUGACGCGUGCAAAGCGCCAGUUUGUGGUUGUAGGCGACGCAGAGACCAUCAGUGGCAGCGCGCAAGACAAGCGUGCCGCACGCGCCUUUUUGCGCGAUUGGAUUGAUCAUUUACAUAGCCAUGCGCUCGUGGAAAUGAAUCCGGAGGUGUGA